Spea bombifrons (plains spadefoot toad) is the source of this 2188-nucleotide messenger RNA. RefSeq names its product SHC adaptor protein 2 (gene SHC2). NCBI's taxonomy places the organism in Eukaryota, Metazoa, Chordata, Amphibia, Anura, Pelobatidae. Gene Ontology annotation, biological process: cell surface receptor protein tyrosine kinase signaling pathway; intracellular signal transduction. Gene Ontology annotation, cellular component: plasma membrane. Bases 3 to 1883 code for a protein of 626 amino acids. The record is from RefSeq and is a predicted model, not a curated record. Gene Ontology annotation, molecular function: receptor tyrosine kinase binding. The transcript has 13 exons.
GCAUGCUAGCUGACUCCAGGUAUGAUCGUUUUCGCAACGACUCUGUAACUUCAGCAGAGGGGCAGCAACAGCCUGACGCUGAAGACAUGAGUGGACAGAUGGCCCCUGCUUCCCCCACCGCAACAACUUCCCUAGGACAGCCGUUCUCUGAGCCACAGUGCCCGGAGGAGCAAGAUGUGGCUACUACUUUCUGUAUGAUGAUACCAAAGAUGGGGCAAUGGAAAUUUGCAAGUCCCUCUGCUUUCUUGAGUCGCUCCCCUUCCGGAGCCAGCAAGGAAUUGACACUUGACAAAUCGGGGAAUGGUGGGGCACUAGGGUCAGUGUUUGGAGCCUGUGAUCCUGUAUGCUCCACACCUUGUACUCUGCAGGUGAUAAACCGGUUGCGAGGGGGAGCAAGAGGGGGUGGGAGAAAGGUGUCAAGGACAGAGACAUACAAACUUCCAGGGGAGGAAUGGAACCGUAAAGGGACUUUCAUCAGUAAACCAGCUCAAGGCUGGCUGCACCCUGAUGACCGAUUGCAAGGUCCUGGGGUCUCGUAUAUUGUGAGGUACAUGGGCUGUAUUGAAGUUCUACGCUCCAUGAGGUCACUGGACUUCAACACACGAACACAAGUAACAAGAGAGGCCAUCAACAGGCUCUAUGAAGCUGUCCCCGGAGUAAGAGGAACAUGGAAAAAAAAGGCCCCCAAUAAGUCCCUGGCAUCCGUUUUAGGCAGAAGUAAUCUUCGAUUUGCUGGAAUAAGCAUUGCUGUGAAUAUAUCUGUUGAAGGCCUGAACCUCAGCAUACCAACCACCCGGCAGGUUAUCGCCAAUCAUCACAUGCAAGCUAUCUCAUUUGCCUCUGGGGGUGAUGCGGAUGCAACAGAUUAUGUGGCGUAUGUGGCAAAGGACCCAAUAAAUCAGAGAGCCUGUCAUAUUCUGGAGUGCUGUGAUGGGUUGGCCCAAAGUGUGAUCAGCACAGUAGGACAAGCCUUUGAGUUGAGAUUCAAACAGUUCCUGCACAGUCCCCCCAAAGUGGCAGCACCCCCAGAAAGGUUGGUUGUCGGAGGAGAGGAACUAGCGUGGGGGGUAGAGGAAGAUCAGGGUUCAGAACACAACUAUUACAAUAGCAUCCCAGGGAAAGAACCCCCAGUGGGUGGAUUGCAAGACUGCCGGAUGAGGGAAGCAGGAGCCACCAGCCUUCCUCAGACACAGAUAAUAGCCAAUGGGCAGUGGCCUCAGGUGGGUUCUCCAGCUAGAAGACCUCCAGUGUCACAUUCAUCUUCACAAUGGGAGCUAGAGGACCAUGGCCAGGCCGGUGAAAUAUUCCCAUUAACCAACGGCAGACUACUUGGGGUACGAGAUUAUGAGGAACACAUGUACGUGAACACACAGAAUUUGGAUGGCUGGAGCUCAGACAAGGAACCUUACAUGAUCCCAGAAGACAGUCCAAAGAAGGAUCUCUUCGACAUGAGACCAUUUGAAGAUGCCCUAAAGCUCCAUGAGUCUGGGAUCUCUGGGUCCCCAAGAAUGGAAGAUCAGUGGCCCAGUCCUCCAACGAGGAAGGCUCCUGUGGCUCCUACAGAGGAUCAACUAAAGGGGGAGCCAUGGUACCAGGGGAAGAUGAGCAGAAGGGAGGCAGAAAGGUUGCUGCAGAGGGAUGGGGAUUUCCUGGUGAGGGACAGCAUCACUAAUCCUGGACAGUAUGUUCUGACCGGCAUGCAUAAGGGGCAGCCCAAGCAUCUGUUGCUGGUGGACCCAGAGGGCGUGGUGAGGACAAAGGAUGUAUUAUUUGAAAGUAUCAGCCACUUGAUCUCCUACCAUUUACACAACCAACAGCCAAUUGUAGCUGCUGAAAGUGAACUACACCUGAAGCAGGCGGUAGCACGGAAAAUUACAUCUUAGGGGGUCACUUAUUGGAAACCGAUACCUAGAGAGGUCACUUAACAAGGGCUGUGAUGAAGAGAAUAGAUUCCAGCUGAACCUGAUAUUUCCACCCUAACCUGGCUCAAGGCUUCUCUUCCACUGUCCAUGUUUGUCUCAGACUGUAUCCAGCCCCUCUUUUUUCAGUCCUGUACUAGUUCACCACCAGAGGGUACUGCAGAGCACAUUGAGGAGGCCUGCAAAAUUACAGCAACCUACUACCAUGCUGACUUAACCCUUCACUUGCUUCCUUAAAAGCCAUUAGAGCUUUCUCUGACAAGUAGACC